GCUACUUUUUUUAACGUUUUCUUUCUCAGCUUAAAGUUGGACUGGAUCUUUUCCCACAGGGUGAACAUAGUUCGGGCUUUAUACUGAAUCGUUAUAUUGCAUUACUUAUGUUAUUGUUGUGCACUUUUUGCAGCCUGUGAUAUGUUUAGUCUGAAAACGGUGACUCUCAGGUAAAGAAUAGCCUUGCCGUUCCUCGGUCAAUAUUGUAUGCUAUUUGGGCGCUAAGGAAUUAUAUUUCCCAUUUUUCUAUGUAAAGCGUCAUUUAGACAGUCUGUUUUGAAAAGCGCUAUACAAAUAAAAUAACAUUUAAUUCAAUAGCCUACUGUCAGAUUUCCACUGAAUCAACAUGGAGAAUGACCAGAAGGGAGCAACUGGUGGAGAAGAUACUGUUGAUGACAAAAUUAUGGAACAAGGAGUGGUUGUUUUCAGAGGGUAUGUAAUUGAGAGUGCACGAAUAGAUUAUCCAGAAAUGCACCUGGGUCCUGAAGACAUUGGUGGGAGGGCGGAUGAAGGACGUGAACCUGAGGUGAAAGAAAUUGUGUCGCACUUACUUAAGAUAGCAGCGGAUCUCAACAGGGACACUGAACUGGAACGCCUCAUAAACCAAGUUGAUCUGGAUUCUGUUCAGGAUGUGUUUUUCUCUGUGGCCAGGAAGAUUUUCUCAGAAGGAGUUAACUGGGGAAGGCUGGUUGCCUUUUUUCAUUUUGGUUACAGACUCAUAUACAAGGCUCUGACGAAGAACCACACAGAAAUCAUCAACAGGAUUGUAGCCUGGGUGUUACAGUUCAUUAGAGAAAAUAUAGCCCCAUGGAUCCGGCGGAAUGGAGGAUGGGGGGGUGUGGUGAACCGUGUACUCCAGUGGAACAACGUGGUCACUUUCGCUGCUGGGAUCCUCACAGGGGCGCUGCUGUACUGGAAGAUGGCCAACUGAUCGUAUUCCAACUCCUACAUUCACAGGGUCUCACUAGGGUCCAGGCUCCUAUUUCCCUAGUCAUGCAACAUGCUGUUCCAUUUUCAUUUAUAUCAUAUUAUCUGUUUGGUGGUGGUGGUGAAAUCCUAAUACUGUAAACCACACAUUACCUCUGUCAUACUUCAUCCCACCACCAGCCAAUCAGAGCCAAUAUUGCCACCCCCUGGGUUGCACUGAACAUCACUGUAAAUGCGCAGAUUUCACUUCCUUGUUCCAUAGCUGGAACAGUAGCAGCCUGAACAUUUUCUUCCAGGGACAGCUUUGAGUAUCUCUGGCGUAAAGGUAAAAAUGUAAUCAUAAAAAUGUCAUGAUUUUGAAUUUCACUGGUCAAGGUAUAAUGCAAAGUGCUUUGCAGUAACACCAGUACUUUAUUGAGAUGCUGCCAAAGGUCUGUGUGUUUUACUAUGGAAGUAUGCUAGAGCGUUGUUUUUACUUAUUUUGCUUUGUCAAUUGACAUUCCACUAGAUCUAAGAAUUAAUGGGUAACACUGUAAAUCAUAUAUUUUUUAUAUUUUUUAUGUAUGUUGUGGGAACAAUCAAGACAUUUGUAUAUUUGAACAAACAAGCAUAUAUUAUAAUUAUAUACAGUACUGUGCAAAAGUCUUAGGCACCUGUAUAACAUUCAGGGGUGGCAUGGAUGGUGCUGUGGUUAGCACCGCCGCCUCACAACAAGGAGGUCCUGAGUUCGAAUCCCUCUCUGUGCGGAGCUUGCAUUUCCACUUCCAGUUUGCAUGGGUUUCCUCCGGGUAAUCCGGUUUCCUUCCAAAGACAUGGAGACUAGGCUGAUUAAGGAAUCUAAAUUGUCCGUGAGUGUGAAUCAAAUCAAUAUUUUUUGUGACCACCCUUCGGCGUUAAAACUGCAUCACUUUUGGAAAAUGAAUAUUUGGAAAUCUCAAAUGUUUUAUUUUAUACUAACACACACAAAAAAAUAAACAUAUAUAUAAUAAAGUCUAGGGUGCCUAAUACUUCUGCACAGUACUGUAUAUUGUUAAAAAUAAAAGUAAUUAUGUUAUAAAAAAUGUAUUUGCAAAAUAA
Messenger RNA from Conger conger (European conger), 2004 nucleotides. RefSeq lists its product as uncharacterized. Gene Ontology annotation, cellular component: mitochondrial outer membrane. The transcript has 6 exons. Gene Ontology annotation, molecular function: protein heterodimerization activity; protein homodimerization activity; channel activity. The record is from RefSeq and is a predicted model, not a curated record. Bases 347 to 931 code for a protein of 194 amino acids. Gene Ontology annotation, biological process: mitochondrial fusion; release of cytochrome c from mitochondria; positive regulation of apoptotic process. Lineage: Eukaryota; Metazoa; Chordata; Actinopteri; Anguilliformes; Congridae.